Molecule: messenger RNA, 2202 nt
Organism: Geosmithia morbida
Lineage: Eukaryota; Fungi; Ascomycota; Sordariomycetes; Hypocreales; Bionectriaceae
Product: E3 ubiquitin-protein ligase RNF14
Exons: 2
Coding region: 1-2202 (733 amino acids)
Biological process (GO): protein polyubiquitination; ubiquitin-dependent protein catabolic process; positive regulation of proteasomal ubiquitin-dependent protein catabolic process
Cellular component (GO): ubiquitin ligase complex; cytoplasm
Molecular function (GO): zinc ion binding; ubiquitin conjugating enzyme binding; ubiquitin protein ligase activity
Source: RefSeq, a predicted model, not a curated record
AUGGAUGACGAAGACCUCCGCCAGACGGAGCUCGAGGCCCUCGAGGCCAUCUAUCCCGAGAUCCGCCGUCCGGACGUCGCCAAUGAUCCGUUCACCUUUGAGGUGGAUCUGGCCAUACAGCCAGAGGCACCAGUCACGGUCACUUUUCCGGCUCCUGCCAUCGGAGUCGGUGCUGCAGGCGGCCAUCGAGAACCCAACACCGCCAACGGUCAUCCGGAGGAGGACUUACUCCAGGUCUCUCACCUGCCACCUCUGUCGUUGCGAAUGUCCCUCGGAGACGGCUACCCGCAGAAAUCCCCGCCUCAGGUGAGGCUGUCCACAGACCCCCAGUGGCUGACCAGGGAGACGCUCGACAGGCUCGAGGCCGACGCCCGCCAGCUCUGGGAAGAGAUGGCCCGUGAUCUUGUAGCGUACGCAUACAUCGACCAGCUCCAGCGCUCUGCUGACGAUGUCUUCGGCACCGUGGACCCAGACGGUACGCUCCACCUCGACGCGCAGCACAAGCUCGCUGUCUUGGACUACGAUAUCGAAGCCAAGAAGGCGGCAUUCGAAAAGGAGACGUUCGACUGCGGCAUCUGUCUUGAACCUAGAAAGGGCUCAAAAUGUCACAAGAUGCUCGACUGCGGUCACAUCUUCUGCCUGGGGUGCUUGCAGGACUUCUACAACGAUGCCAUCACGGAAGGCAGCGUAGCCACGGUACGGUGUCCCGCACCUAACUGCGCAAAAGAACGAGCAUCGGCCCUGGAAAAGGAGGGCAAGAAGACGAGGAAGCCAAAGAUGGCCAUCAGUCCUAGUGAGCUCCUCCAGAUCGGACUGUCCGAGGACACGGUGAAGCGCUACGUUAUGCUCAAGUACAAGACGGUACUCGAGUCGGACAAGAGCACAAUCUACUGCCCGCGGCAGUGGUGCGGCGGCGCUGCAAGGUCCGAGAAGCACAAGAAGCCAUCCGGACUCGACUUCGCCGAGACGUCCGACGCCGAGUCCGAGGAGGAUGAGCGGCAGGACGGGGCAGGGGAGAACGGAGACGGCAGAGACAGGGCCGCCGCCGAGAAGAAGGGCAAGGAAGAGAUGGAGCCGGCCGACAUGCUGGCCGUGUGCGAGGACUGCCACUUUGCCUUCUGCAGCCGCUGUCUCCAGACGUGGCACGGCGAGCUGAACCGGUGCAUGUUCAAGGCGAGGGCGGAGGAGAUCUCGGAGCAGGAGCAGAAGUCUCUGGAGUACCUCGAGCUGUACACGAGCCCGUGCCCGACGUGCGAGUGUCGCGCUCAGAAGACGCACGGGUGCAACCACAUGAUCUGCCCCCGCUGCCACACGCACUUUUGCUACCUCUGCUCGACGUGGCUGAACCCGUCCAACCCCUACGCGCACUACAACCCAGACUCGGUGAGCCCAUACAUGCAGCACGUCAGCACUGCCUGCAAGGGCAGGCUCUGGGACCUCGAGGACGGCCAGGGGGAUAACGUCUUGCCGAUGGAGAUCCGGGCCAGAGGGCUGAGAGACCAGGGCGACGAUCGACAUCAACAUCAAGGCCAAAAUCACGUGCGCGGUGAUGGGGACGACGAAGGCGACAACGACGGCGACGAUGGCGACGGAAACCAUCGCAGGCCGGGCAUCGUGUUCCAGGCCAAUGCUAACGGAGACGGGGCGGUAGCAGCUGAGCGUAACAUGGUGGUGGCGCGAGAGGCACCUCUGGUGCUUCGCUUAAUGGACGAUCAGACCAACAACAACAACAACAACAACAACAACAACAAUAAUAAUAAUGUUCGCCGUCCCGACGCCGGUCAAAGGAGGCAGAGACAGCGACGACGCCCUAUCCCUGAUGCAGCUGCAGGUCAACAAGGUGCAGAUGCAGGUAGAGUCGGAGGGGGUGGCGCAAGGGGGAACGGAGGUCGCGGAAGAAGAGGAAGAGGAGGUGGUGGAAGGCGACGAGGAGGUCACGGAGGCGGCGGCGCAGCAGCAGAAGCCGCAGCCGACGCCAGGAGAGUUUAUGGCGAAGCGGCGCAUGGACGACAGGCGCAGGCGCAGGCGCAGGCGCAGGCGCAGGCGCAGGCUCUCGCCCAGGCUCAGCAGAUGCAGGCACAGGAAUGGGGAGCCGCCCAGGUGGACUGGGUGGAUAGGUUUGUGCAGAUGGCCUUUCUUGAUAACGAGGAUGAGGUUGAUGCGUGGGAGUCUGAGGACGAGCUGCUAUUCCUGAUAGACUAA